CCCACCCCACCUCACCCCUUUUCUUUCUCAAAGAGAAACAUUACCUACGAAAAUGUCCUUCCACAACAGCUGCCAAAACAUCCACCUCAUCCACGAGCCCGGUGCUACUUUCCUGCACGCCGAGGUGCGUCGUGCGAAUGGAGAGUAUGUCGCUCGCAAGAUCCGUCUCGAUAGACAUAUUGGAAAUACCGAUGGCUGGUUCCUCUGGGGCGGCUCCAACUUCACCGAAACCGCCAAUGACAUUCAGCUCGAGCACACUGGCCGCGGUCCCAAGUUGACGGCGUACUUGAGGAAGCGGGAUGGUGGAUACAGAGAGUUGCAGGGAUUGUAUCUGGCGGAUAAGAUUGCUAAUGAGAAUGGGGAGUUGGUGUUUAAGGGACCUUAGAUAUACUAUCCUGAGUCUCUAGCACCGAGAACGGGAGGUAACCAGUAGUAAAGGAUACAGAGUGAUUUUGUAUGAUUGGAGAUAUUGCAUAGCGAAUGAUGAAUUUAUUAUCCCAAUUAACCAAUAA
This is a messenger RNA of Aspergillus piperis CBS 112811, 512 nucleotides long. Its product is annotated as CVNH domain-containing protein. Lineage: Eukaryota; Fungi; Ascomycota; Eurotiomycetes; Eurotiales; Aspergillaceae. The record is from RefSeq and is a predicted model, not a curated record. The coding region runs from base 53 to 385 and encodes 110 amino acids. The transcript has 3 exons.